AUGUGCUUCUUGUCACUGAUCACACCACUGUGCCUUGCUACUAUCGUCGUCGGUGACUUUGCUGAGACAUCGGAGGUGUUUUCAAUUUCCGAAGGCGCCAUCGUGGGUACGCGACUCGGACGAGUGAACAUAACUCCGGAUUUCAACUAUCGCGUUUCUGGCGUUAACGACCACUUAGGCUUCGACUCUGGAACAGGAUGGGUAUUUUUAAAAGCCGAUCUGGAUCGCGAGAGAAUCAAUGGGAGUAUUGAAAUGCUACUAGUCGGCUCUCCGCCGUCCAUCAUACACGUAGUAGUAACCGUACUCGACAUCAACGACAACGAUCCCGCAUUUCCGCUUUCUUUCCAGAAUGUCUCUUUGAUCGAAUCAAGCGCUCCGGGAACUCGUUUGCUACUGCUGUCCGCAUCUGACCCGGAUGCAGGCGAGAACGGCACCAUAGUCGAGUACGCCAUCGACAACAACGUUCACCAGUUCAGCCUGUAUCAUACUGAUUCUGGUCUAUUGUAUCUGGAGGUGAAAGAACCGCUUGAUCGAGAACACCAGCAAUUGGCAGUGUUGACUAUUUCGGCAAAGGACGGCGGCAAUCCGGCUAGGUACGGCUACACCACGGUUUAUGUGGAGAUCAUCGACGUGAACGACAACGUGCCAACGUUUCUGGCCAGUGAACUGGAAGCUUUGUGGAAUGGAUUAACAUCGGUUCCUAUCACAACACUACAUGCAGUUGACGCGGACUAUGGGCGAAACGGCAAGAUCAUCUACGACAUACCGGGGCCAGAAGCGGAGUAUUUUCGCAUAGACGGCGAUCUGGUCUACGGCCGGGCUCUAGUGUUCCAGUUGGAUGCACCGCCGUGCUGCGAGUCUCCACCAUGUACGUAUUGCUUCGUGCCUGUUCGUGCCGUUGAUUGUGGAACACCACCACUUCAGAGCACUGCGUUGCUGAAGGUCUUGCUACGUACGGAAAACGCCCACGAUCCUGAAAUCACCGUAAGCCUCCAUCCACCCACAGCAGAUUUUGCAUUGAUUGAAAGCGAUGCAAUAGCUGGUAAGACUGUUGCCGUGUUGACGAUAACCGACGAAGAUGGACCGCUUUCAGGUAAAAUCUGCUAUCGUUUCGUUGCGAUUAUCAUAGAAACCAUCGUUCAAGAGAACUCUUCGCUUGUGAUCGCUUCCGGUAACGAGAAUGGCGCUUUCGAUCUCAGCACACAGAAGCAGUUCUCAAUCUUAAAAUUGUCAAAAAGUGCAGAUGAGUUAGACGAAGAAGUAUUUGAUCUGGUCUUCGUCGCCAAAGAUGGACAAACACCGGAACGCUACACAAAAACCACCCUCAAGGUGUACAAUGAAGCAAAAGUUACAAUAUCACCAGUAUUUGUCAAGAGGGAGUUAAGCGUCUCUGUAGCAGAAGACUCACCAAUCGGUAGUUUUGUCGCUGUUGUAUCGACAAACUCUUCCGAUUGCAAAUUCACACUGGAGGCUGGAACACCUUUUCACGUGGAUAGAUAUAGCGGAAUAAUCACUAUAACGGAAGCACUAAAUGUAAACGUUGCCGAGCACUACACAUUGGAAGUGUCGGUUCAGCCUCCUCCUCCAAAUAUCCGCCUAGUAAAGACGAUGGUUACGGUAUCGGUCACCGAUGUGAACGAUCACGCGCCUAUCUUCGAUAAUCUUCCUGAUCAGCUGACUAUUCGCGAAAAUUCACUAGUCGGAAGCGUCAUUUUCACAAUAAAGGCAGUAGAUGAGGAUCGUGGAGAAAACGCUCGCUUAUCCUAUCGGUUUGCUGGCGAAAUCUGGACUGAAAUCGUCUCAAUUGACGAAGGCUUUGGAAAGUUAGUGUUAAGGAAACCAGUUGAUUUUGAGGAACUUCAAUUUUUUGAAGUGGAAGUCGAAGUCUGCGAUCAUGGCGUUCCCCGUAAGUGUUCAUCGGCAGUCAUACCUAUUUACGUCGAGGAUGUCAACGACAAUGCGCCGAAAUUCCUCUGUGCAACAAUGUAUGCCGCUGUACCCAUGAACGCGUCUCCAGGCACUUCGGUUGGCAAAGUACAUGCCAUGGAUCGUGACUCUGGCGUCUCGGGAACGGUCUACUACGCACUGGUGGAUGCGAUCACAGAAUUUUCAGUAGAUGGAUCGAGUGGCGAAAUUCGAACCACUGAAUCGCUGCGCAGAAAGAAGUACACGAUUCGGGUAGGUGCUGUGGACGGAUACGGUAUGACGUCGACAAAUAAUGCUACCGUUGUUGUUUUUAUCUCCGAAAAUAAUGCUUUGGCUUGGAAACGCGGUUCCGACAAAAUUCAGAUAUCGGAAUCGUCCACCAAAGUGGGCGACGUACUUGGUGUUUAUGAAACGAAUUUUCCGUCAGUGAUGAACGUCUCAUCUCCAAUGCUGACGAGCGAUGGCCAGCAUCGUCUCCGACUCUCAUCACCACUGCCUGCUGAGCUCGACCACUUUUAUGCGUUGUUGAUGGCGCAUGUGGACGAGAUCUCCAUCAGCAAGUGCAUCCAAGCGGAGCGUUCCGAUUGGCGAGAAACUCAUAAAGGUGAACCUUGGAAAAACUGGCGGUUGUCGUUAAGUUCACUUUUUUUUCGUGAAAGUUUUCACGAGAUUCUAAAUGCUACCUAUCACACAACAGUACGCGUUUUUAUCGAUGACGUUAACAACUGGAAUCCCAUUUGCUCGAAACGAAGAAACUUCCACAUCAAGGAAAAUGCCGAAAUUGGAACGCUGAUCGGCUUUUUGAACGCUACUGACAGCGACAUCGGAAUGCGUGGUGUGAUCGGAUCUCCUCAGAAAGUUGCCUCUUGUCAUGGAAGUGUCACCGUUGUCGACGUAAAUGACAACGGACCGAUAUUUGAACGGUUUGUGUACACGGUGAAGGUGGAUGUAAGCGAUAUGUCGGGAAGUCGUAAGCUGAUCACUGUAAAGGCUCAUGACAAUGAUCGUACUGCGACACUCACCUAUAAACUUCUGAACUACUUACACUUGUUCGAGAUAGACCCGAUGUCCGGGGUGCUUUCACGAAGAGGGCGAUUGCGACCAGAUUCUCGAUUCAACAUCUCUAUCGCUGCCAUUGACGAGGAUAAAGAAAUGGCUUAUUGUCUGCUCAUUGUGAGGACGAGCUCAGAUAAGAAUGGUCACCCAUUCUUCGAUAAAACGCUUCCCUUUAGAAUUCCUCAAGACACGAUGCCUGGUUCACUUAUCGGAAAGAUUCGGGCAGUGUCUGGAUCUCACACAGUGCAAUAUCGUUCCUCCGACUUGCGAUUUGACAUCGAUACGUGGGGGAAUGUGAUCCUAGCAGAUCGGCUUGAUUCUUCUGACACAUUUGAUUUCCUUGUAACGGCUUCAACAGCAUUUACAAACUCGACUAUGGUGCAGAAAGUAGAGAUUGAUAGGCGAGCUGAUCGAAUGGAAGAACAAACGUUCCUAAUGAAGACUGACCUUCUUCGUUCCACGAAAACAAGUGAAGUUGAAAGUGGGCGCUUGGAGUUCUGGAUUCGAGAGAAUGCUCCACAUGGAAGGGUGGUAGGGCAAGCACCUACCUCUAAAGGCGGUAAAGGUAUUGAUGUUUCGACUUCGAUCACCUAUUCAAUUAUUGGCGACAUCGGGCUGUCGAUUGACAAACGGACAGGUGUAAUCAAAACCGAUACAGUGUUCGACCAUGAGAUGAAAGAGCUUUAUUCCUUCAAAAUAAGAGCGACGUUUUCGUCUGGAGAAUUCGUCGACCGAGAAGCUUUGUUAGUAAUCGACGACGAGAACGACAACAUUCCACGAUACGACCACGACUCGUACAAUAUUACUAUAAGUGAAGACUUAGAUAUCGGUGUCGAGAUUCUAAGACUGAAAUGGACAGACCGAGAUUUUAACCACACGACAGAUUGUGUUGUUAUGGUGAGCAUACUGGACGUGAAUGAUAACUAUCCGGUCUUCGUAUCACCGACACAGUUCCAGGUGGAGGAGAAUAGUCCCUUCAUGAGAACCGUCGGGAGGGUAAAGGCAGUCGAUAAGGACGAGGGCCGCAAUGCUAUGGUCAACAAACCACUGGACUAUGAGAAAAGUCAGAAUUACACAUUCACCGUAUCUGCGAUGGAUUACGGUACACCGCAGCUAUGGACGUUGCAGGAGGUUACGAUCUUCGUUACAGACAUGAAUGACCAUGCACCUAUUCUGCGCAGUAAAAACGAUAUCAUUGUCAUAGACGAGGUUGGUGAUGACGUUGUUCAGAUUGCUGCUGUUGGCACGUCUCUAUUACAAUUCAGUACUGAGGACUUGGACAGUCUGGAGAACGCGAUCAGUAUCUAUGCGAUAGAGGAAGGCCACGGUCUAUUUGACGUGCUGCCGAUCAGUGGUCUGCUCUAUCUACGUUCACCGUUGGACUACGAGACUCGUUCUGAACACAAUAUUACCGUAUCGGCGAGAAAUAUUGCUGGUGGAGAUACGAGCUACGCAUCAUUGGCGAUUCGUGUGAAGGACAACAAUGACGAAGCUCCGCGUUUCGUUGGUGGAUGUCCUGUUUCUUUGUCGGUUUACGAGAAUUUGCCAGGACCAUUUCCAGCAACGAUCGGAACCACGAUUGCCGAGGAUUUGGAUAGUGGCGAGAAUGGCCUGGUUGUCUUCAGUAUCACGGAAGGGAACACUUCGCUUUUCUCGAUGAAUUCGGAGAUCGGCGAACUGCUUUUGCUGCAUCCACUGGAUCGUGAGCUCUGCUCUGAAUAUUUGCUUACCGUUCAGGCCAGAGAUUCUGGUUCAACGAGGCAGCUUUCCGUUUGUACUAUUCGGAUCGCAGUGCUUGACGACAACGACAAUCCGCCAGUGUUUACGCAACCUUACUAUGUUGUUCACGUUCGUGAGAACGCACCGCUCGGUCAGAAAGUGCUUGACGUCGUUGCAACUGACGCUGAUCAAGGAGAGAAUGGCUUUGUGAAGUAUUCGCUGCUCGAAGGGGAAUCGUUCGCGAUCGACAAGGAAUCGGGAGAGUUGAGCGUGUCCGCUGAACUAGAUCGGGAACACAUCGCUGUAUACCGACUGACGGUUGAAGCGAAAGAUUCUGGACGGUACAGACAACUGUCUUCGAGUGUCGAAGUGAUCAUCAUCGUGGAAGACGAAAAUGAUAACAGUCCCGUCAUCAGGAACAAAAUUCUCGACAUUUUCUUGCCAAGCAACUUGAAUAUUGGUGAUGUUGUUUACGUGGUCGACGCAGUAGAUUAUGACAAGAAUUCGUCGCUGUUUUUCAACAUCACUGGAGCUGAUGCUCGAUUUUUUGUCAUCAAUGAAAAUGGAGAGAUACAGUCCAAAGCUCAUGGCGACGCUUUUCAGGCUUCACUGAGGCAGAAAGCGAUCUACUCAGUUGUGGUGCUCGUAUUCGACGAAGGCGGUCAGAGCACCAGCACCAGCUUUACGUUCUACCUCGACGACUACGAGAAGUUUCCAAGAUGGACAUCGACGUUGAACGUCACUUCAGUGCGCGAGAACUUCUCAGGCGAUUUAUUUAAGUUCUCUGCAGCGUCAUUACAAAAUGAUUCUUCUGUGACUUACUCCAUCAUUAGUGGAUGCAAAAGUGCCUUUAGUAUCGAUCCAAACACCGGAAUUCUAUCGACAAGUGGAAACUUGGAUCGUGAGUAUGAACCGGCGUGCCGGCUAUGGAUUGCGGCUUGCGAUUCUGACAGACCACCAAGGUUCUCAAUCACUUCGAUUGAUGUGCUCGUUGAAGAUGAAAACGACAACACUCCAGUGUUUGAGCAGGUGAUCUACGAAAAGGAGAUUAUGGAGAAUUCGGAACAACAAGUCCUUCUUUGUGUAUUUGCUAAGGACCUAGACACUGGAAGUAAUUCCAAUGUUUCCUAUUCAAUCAUUAGCGGUAACGAUAUGGGAUCGUUUGCAAUCGAUUUCGCGUCUGGAUGUAUACGAUCGUUGCGUGUGUUAGACAGAGAAGUCAUAUCAGACUAUCGAUUAGUGAUAUCGGCUACAGAUCAGGGAAUUCCUCCACUUAAGGCCGAAGCUCUCGUGAAAAUCCAUGUGCUUGAUGAAAACGACAACGCACCAAAAUUUUCACACCUGUUUCACACUCGAAUCUAUGAGGAUUUGGAGGUCGGCGCACCAGUGCUACUGAUAUCAGCGACAGAUCGUGAUGAUGACGCGAACCAUACGUUUUCUAUUGACGACGAUUUUGGUGGUCAAUUUUCUAUCGAUAUUCACACUGGACAAAUCUACCUUAGACGGCCACUUGACAGAGAGAUGCAAUCAUCGUAUAGGUUUCGUGUGACGGUCAGUGACGAAACGUGGUCGGUUCACACUACUGCUGCGGUCAGCGUGCUUGAUAUCAAUGACAAUCCGCCAUCAUUUGCAAGAGACAGCUAUCUGUUCAUGGUCAAUUCAACACAGGCGAAGUUUCAUAACCUCACCUCAGCGUCCGUUGUACCAGGAGUCGCCACGACUGCUCGGAAGGACUGGUACCCUUCUGUUGAUCAGUAUGAGGCAGAGGUGUUGGCGUUCCUGAUGGUCGGCCAGUCGAUCGGCAGCAUCUACGCCAUAGAUGAAGACGAUGGCGAAAAUGGUCUUGUACGCUAUCGAUUCAAUCGAGACGUGCGGUGGUUAUCAAUCGAUGUUCUUAGCGGUGAACUGCAUCUUCUGGCGAUGCCUGAAGUUGGAAUUCUUGAGGUAACUGUGAUUGCUCAAGACAAUGGCGUGCCAAUGAUAACAUCAAUUGUACCUGUCAGUGUUGUUGCUACGCCAGUGAACUGUCGAGGUUCUUGUUCAAUGGCGGUCGACAGAACUGCUACCAAGGGAACAGUGGUCGGCAAAAUUGAGGAACACUGCGCUGACAUUCACCUCGCAAAGAUGACGCGGGCGUUCCUUUCUGACAAUUCAUUUGUAGCCGUCGAUCCUGAAGGCGUUCUUGUCGUGACAGAUGACAUUCCGGAAGAUGUUAGUGAUAUCACCGUCACCUUUAUUUCCGACACGGAAAGUGGCGAAACUGCUUGUUAUUACAUGAAUCUAGUGCUCAGUCACGGGAACGCUCAUGCACCUCAAUUUUUAGAAAAUAUGAUUAUGAACCCUGGAAAUGUUGGUUUUCUCUUUGCAGCCAAUGCUCAAAUUGUGAUUGAUAUUGUUGACGUCGACGACAACCCUCCUGUAAUAGAGGAUGACCAUCUUGUUUACGCUAUCACUUCGGUCGACGACAUGAUCUGUCCUGGCUUUUCUGAUGUCGACACCGCAUACAGCGAUCUGCGAUUCUCCACGUCCAGUUCUGAACACGUUGUAUUCGCUACCAGUAAUGGUUCAUGCAUCUCAUUUCGGGACGUUAUUCCACAUCAUGUUGACUGGACGACGACGGAUGGACACCAUUGGGUUACAACGAGGCUUACGGUCAUUGACAUGCUACCAAAGCGUCCUAAUAUUCGCGACGAAACUGUGACGAUGAGUGAAAACGCCCUCUUCGGAACCGUCGUCAUAUCGUACGGUACAGUGAUGUUGUCAGAAACCAAUGAGCAGUUCUCGGCUGAGUCUGGAGAUAUCACUGUUAUGACAAGACGUGGAAUUCACGACGACCAGCUUACAAUUUUCAAAAAGUCACAGUUUGGGCGAUAUUUGGAAAAUUCCAAGUUGGUAGUUAGAACAGUGGACGUAGCUCCAUCGCCGGUAUUCUCCACUGCUAUCUAUACAGUAGACAUUGUCGACACCAUCCCAAUGUUCUCCACUUUCUUCGACUUCAGAAUGGUAAUGCCGGUCGAUUGUCAUUGGGAAAUUGUGGAUGGUAAUGAUAAAAAGACGUUUUGCCUACUCAAAGACGGCUCUUUAGCCGUGUGUGGGUGCUUGUGUAUUCCGUCGUACAGACUGAUGACCGAGGUUAUAUGUUGUAAUCGUACUACGUCGCGCAGCGAGCUUGUUAUAAGUGUUGUUCCGACGAAAGAGGAACGCUUCGCAACUGUGGGAUUUAUCAGGGAAGGUGUGCAGUCGGUUUCAAUUGCUCGAAUAUCGUCAUCAGCGCUCGGAGAAUUCACGACGUAUCGAAUUGCGGAGAAGCGACUAGGAGAGAUCUUUUCACUGUCUUCCGAUGGUGUGCUGGCAUCGACGCGAGCACUUAACCAAUCGAGUCGAAGUGUAUACAAUGUAACUAUCAUUAUGCAACCUCACGUGGGCCAGCCGCAUGUUAUUGACGUUCUGACUGAGCAGAUCUAUUUCACUUCAACAUUGCAGGUGUUUGUUGAUGUCGACUUUGAAAAGUCGGCGAUCCCUACAAAAGUGGAAGCAACUGCAAUUCUUGCGGAUAGAGUAGCAGAGUUCGAUCUCGGAUACAUCGCUGCUGGAGCUGUGGGAGAAUGUCAUGCUCGAGACGAGGAACGUUUCCAGGUAUUAUCGACAUGCCGUCUCAUCGUCAAGCAACCCAUUGACGGUGAAGAGGUUUUGGCAUCGAUCAACGGUGUUUCUGUUCGCAUUGCGUUAAGAAGCCUACAACCGUCGAAGAAACUGCUGCAGUCCGUGUUGCAACUUGUAUUUUACGCGACAUCGACCGGAGUAGCCGAAUUUCUUACCGAACUGCAAAAAUUCUACAGUGAUAUGACCUUCUAUCCACUCGCAAUUGAUGUCGUCGCUCACCAUCGAAACACGCUAGCACUGGCGAUUCUUGACCGUAAUCAUAAAGUAGUCACCCCACACGAUGCCCACAAAAUAGUGCAGAAGUUUUUGAAACUGACAGAAUUUCCUCAUGUGCUUAUCGAGUCAAUGAAGACAAAUCUGUGCAACGACAACGUGUGUGCUCUUGGUGACAAAUGCCUCCAAGUCGUGUCCUUUCGCAAUAAGAGUUUACUUUUUUAUGGAUCCAAAUCCGUUUGGAACGUUCCUAACGGACUUAUAACGACGAGAUGUGAGUGCACAGAUUUAUGUUGUGGAAAAUCCCGUGAUGUGCGCUGUGAUGCGUCCUCUUGUUCCACUGAGGAAUGCUCAACGAACGGCCUUCGCAUGCAUGAGAGAUUUUGUACGAAUGGCGAGUGCUUGUCUGGUUUCGUUGGAGCAAUGUGUUCAUUACAAUCUGAUGAUGGGCAAAGUUUGGAUCGCCAAACCACCACUGUGGAAGCUUCAUCGAAAGAUCAUCAAAAUAGACUGUGUGCUCAUAUGAACUGCGGUGAUGGUGCUUGUCGUGUGCAUCGUGGGCAACCGAUAUGUCAUUGCUCGGAUGGACUCAAAGCCACAGACUGCUCAUACGGCUCACAAGUCACCUCUCUGAGCAAUGUUGCAUUCGUUACUCUUGUUCCUACUGAACAACUCCGAAUCGGGCUGCUUAACCAAUCGUUACUGACUAGUGAUGAUUCCUGUAACGGUAGUCAGUCUUUGGCGAUUGAGUUUCGUACUCGAGAGUCGUAUGGUACAAUCGUUGUGUUCUCCUAUGAACUGGAGCAUUCUGUGAUCGAGGUGCAUGGAUCAGUAGUACGUUAUCGAGUCAUUAAUCCACACCGUAUUCCUAUAGAUAUCACGCUUGAUAGGAAAUCUGUGGACGAUGGCAAGUGGCAUCACGUAAUGCUUGAGCUCACUUCAGAUCGUAAAACGAUUACAUUCAAAAUGGACGACAUUGGCAAACAAGCACUGUCGCGUGAAGUAUUGCCUGCGCUCAUCUCUGCCGGACUGGAGCGCAUUCAAUUCGGCCGGAAUGGACCGCAAAGGGCGCUUCUUGGAUGUGAGAUGUAG
This is a messenger RNA of Angiostrongylus costaricensis, 9669 nucleotides long. NCBI's taxonomy places the organism in Eukaryota, Metazoa, Nematoda, Chromadorea, Rhabditida, Metastrongylidae. The record is from the annotation of a GenBank genome assembly.